CACUAAACUUAGUAUUUACAGAUCACUGAUCUGUCUGACACUUAUGGUGAGCAUUCAGGCGUAAGUUAUCCAGCCACGACAUUCAAAUUACUUUAUAAUUGUACUGGUCAUUAGGAAAUAAUUGCCCCAUAUUAGGCUUUUGGCCUGUCAAUUUUUCAAGAAAUACUAAACGCGCAUUUUGUUAGUAUAAAUGCCUUAAAGCCCGAUCGCUUAGCCCAAGAUCACGCUAUCCAAGAUGUCAGCAAGGUGAUAUAAUCGGAGUACAGAACAAAACAAAAGACAGCGAUAAUAACUCGUCUUGAACUGAAUUUAAUGAUAUGGCAUCGGGGAUGACUAACCUCUUAUUAUCUUGUGGUCAGCAGAGGCACUAGACCCACUUGAAUCUGAAAGGAUUCAUGACAUUCUCCUGGGAGGAAAUUCCCCAAGGUGAAUGCAAGAGAGAGAGAGAGUUACAUACGUUUUCGGGGGUCUGAAGUUUUGUUUAUCUCAGUUUUUAAGAUAGUUAAAAAGCUUCCACUCUUAGGUGUGUUUUAAGAGAACGCCGAAAGAGAUAAGACAACGAGCUUCUUGUGACUUUUGGAUGGAGAAGCACUUUCAGUGACGAUAAAAGUGGCCGCGGAUCAAGUUGGGCCGCAAAACUUUCCAUACACAUCAUAUAAUAGACAACAGAUUAGUUGACCCACAAGUAACAACAAAUAGAACCAUGCUGUCACAGAAUUUGCGACUCGUCCGGGCAUUUGUUAAUUAUGGAGUUUGCCGCCAGAGCUUGAGAAACUUUGCAGCCGCUGGAGAUAAAAACAAAGGCCACGAUAAUGACAGCGAUGUGGACGAGCGACACCCACUGCAUGGUAUCCGGAUUUUGGACUUAUCUCGAAUUAUUGCCGGUCCGUAUUGCACCAUGGUUCUAGCGGAUCUCGGAGCGGAGGUUAUCAAGGUAGAGCGUCCGCAUUUUGGUGACGAAGCCCGGAAGUGGGGACCACCCUUCCUAAAGGAGAGUAAAGAUGCCGCCUAUUUCCUAGCUCCUAAUCGCAACAAACGAAGCAUCUGCAUCGAUAUCAAACGAGGUAAAAAACUGCUUUAUCAGCUGGCCGAGAUCAGCGAUGUGUUGGUCGAGAACUAUGUGCCUGGAACAUUGGAGCGCUAUGGCUUAGGCUACGAACAGUUGCGUAAGGUGAACCCGAAACUAAUCUAUUGUUCUAUGACGGGUUACGGCUCUGUGGGACCUUAUGCCAAGCGACCAGGCUAUGAUGUGAUUGCCUCUUCUGUGGGUGGACUGAUGCACAUCACCGGCGAGCGCGAUGGACCGCCUAGCAAGGUGGGCGUGGCGGUAACAGACAUGUCCACCGGGCUCUAUGCCCAUGGAGCUAUUUUGGCAGCUCUCUAUCAACGGACCCGCACUCAACAUGGUCAGAAGAUCGAAGUUGAUCUGCUGUCCACAUGCUGCUCCCUAUUGCUUAAUGUGGGCAGUAACUAUCUAAACGCAGGAGUUGAAGCUGGGAGAAUGGGAACUGCUCACUCUAGUAUAGUUCCAUACCAGAGCUUUAAGACUAAAGAUGGUUAUCUCACUGUGGGAACUGGCAGUGAUGCUCAGUUUGAGGAUCUGUGUCGUCGCUUAAAAGUGGAUCAUUUGCCACAGGAUCCAAAGUUUAAGACCAACAAGGAUCGUGUUCAAAAUCGAGUGGAGCUAAUAAGAAUCUUGGAAGAAAUGCUGUCUGAGGACACCUCUCGCAACUGGAUGAAGCUCUUUGAUGGCGCCUCCUUUCCCGUCGGACCUGUAAACUCCAUUCCCGAGGUUUUCGAGGACGAACACAUCAAGGCCAUUGGCCUGGUAAAAAGCCUAAGGCAUCCGAAAGACGGUUCUGUUAAGGUUGUUGGCCCGCCUGUCGUUUUUAGUGAAGCACGGAACGAUGCCCGGACUGCUCCUCCGACUCUGGGUCAGCAUACUGAUCAAGUUCUGGGUGAGCUAUUGGGCUAUGGACUGGAAGAGCUGGCCAAACUGAAGAAAGAUAAUAUUAUUCAGUGACCAAGAGGAACUUUAUAAAGAUAUUUAUUAGUCUUAAAAUCCAGUGUUACUUUCACUGAUAGACAAGCAUUUACAAUAAAAACUUAUAUUAAAUUUACAGAAACAUAAACGAAAUUAUUUAUAAGGUAUAAAAUUAAUUGAAAAUAUACCAAAUAUAUCCCACUUUAACUGCAAA
Messenger RNA from Drosophila eugracilis, 2198 nucleotides. Its product is annotated as succinate--hydroxymethylglutarate CoA-transferase. NCBI's taxonomy places the organism in Eukaryota, Metazoa, Arthropoda, Insecta, Diptera, Drosophilidae. Gene Ontology annotation, molecular function: catalytic activity. Bases 704 to 2023 code for a protein of 439 amino acids. The record is from RefSeq and is a predicted model, not a curated record. The transcript has a single exon.